AUGACGAUUCACAAUGGAGAGAAGCCUUAUGGAUGUAAGGUUUGUGGAAAGGCCUUUGUUAAUUCCUCAAGACUUACCUGCCAUAUGAGAAUUCACACUGGAGAGAGACCAUAUGUUUGUAAGGAAUGUGGGAAGGCCUUUGUUGAAUCCUCAGGUCUUACUCGGCAUAUGAGAAUUCACAAUGGAGAGAAGCCUUAUGGAUGUAAGGUUUGUGGAAAGGCCUUUGUUAAUUCCUCAAGACUUACCUGCCAUAUGAGAAUUCACACUGGAGAGAGACCAUAUGUUUGUAAGGAAUGUGGGAAGGCCUUUGUUGAAUCCUCAGGCCUUACUCAACAUAUGAGAAUUCACAAUGGAGAGAAGCUUUAUGGAUGUAAGGUAUGUGGAAAGGCCUUUGUUUAUUCCUCAAGCCUUAAUAUGCAUAUGAGAAUUCACAAUGGAGAGAAGCAUUAUGAAUGUAAGGUAUGUGGAAAGGCCUUUGUUGUAUCCUCAAGCCUUCUCUGCCAUAUGAGAAUUCACACUGGAGAGAGACCAUAUGUUUGUAAGGAAUGUGGAAAGGCCUUUGUUGUAUCCUCAGGCCUUACUCGACAUAUGAGAAUUCACAAUGGAGAGAAGCCUUAUGGAUGUAAGGUAUGUGGAAAGGCCUUUGUUUCUUCCUCAAGCCUCAAUAUGCAUAUGAGAAUUCACAAUGGAGAAAAGCCUUAUGGAUGUAAGGUAUGUGGAAAGGCCUUUGUGGAAUCCUCAACCCUCAUUCGCCAUAUGCGACAGCACACUGGGGAGAGACCUUAUAUUUGGGGGAAAGGGUGCUGUCUUUCCAACUGCUUCCUCCUGGCGGCUCGGUAA
Molecule: messenger RNA, 840 nt
Organism: Sorex fumeus (smoky shrew)
Lineage: Eukaryota; Metazoa; Chordata; Mammalia; Eulipotyphla; Soricidae
Product: zinc finger protein 571-like
Exons: 2
Coding region: 1-840 (279 amino acids)
Source: RefSeq, a predicted model, not a curated record